Molecule: messenger RNA, 1655 nt
Organism: Myripristis murdjan (pinecone soldierfish)
Lineage: Eukaryota; Metazoa; Chordata; Actinopteri; Holocentriformes; Holocentridae
Product: growth hormone-regulated TBC protein 1-A-like
Exons: 8
Coding region: 126-1175 (349 amino acids)
Biological process (GO): regulation of GTPase activity
Molecular function (GO): GTPase activator activity; small GTPase binding
Source: RefSeq, a predicted model, not a curated record
CCCCCGGAUGAGGAGCCGUCCGCUACGUGUUCUGUUUUAUUUAUCAUGACAGUGAGGAGUACAGAUGAAAUAAGGUGGAAGGUGCUCGCUGCUUCUUAGCCUCGGUCUUGUUGCGUUUAACCUGCAUGUCGCACGCAAUGGAGGGGGAAAUGAACGGAAAUGUCUGUGAAGCUGUUGCCAGUGACAGGACUGACCCCUAUGGAUUUGAGAGGCCCCAGGACUUUGACUCCUACAAGGAGAUGAUGAAUGAGUAUGUAGUUGUCCUCAACAGAAGGUCCAUGAGAUGGUCCAAACUCCUGCAAGGGAAGGCUAAUGUGGAGAGGAACGUCACAGUGAAGCGGUAUGUGCGUAAAGGCGUGCCGCAUGAGCAUCGUGCCAGAAUCUGGAUGGAAAUCAGUGGUGCCCAGGAACAACUGGAGAGACACCCAGGGUACUAUCAGUCUCUGCUAGCUGUGGAGCGUGACACCAGGCUGGAGGAGACCAUUAACGCAGACAUGCACAGGACCUUUCCUGACAACAUAUUUUUCAAGAACAAUGCAGAGUCAUGCCUGCAGGGGUCCCUGUACAACGUGCUGCUGGCCUAUGGGCACCAUAAUAAAGAAGUGGGAUACUGUCAGGGCAUGAAUUUCAUUGCAGGUUACCUUAUAAUAAUUACCAAAGAUGAAGAGAAAUCCUUCUGGCUCAUGGAUGCAUUAUUAGGCAAAAUACUCCCAGACUACUACAGCCCGGCCAUGCUGGGGCUGAAGGUGGACCAGGAGGUUCUUGGGGAGCUGGUGAAGGCCAAAGCCCCUGCGGUUGGCCAGCUCAUGGCUCAGUACCCCGGCAUAUGGACCCUGGUGGUCUCCCGCUGGUUCAUCUGCCUCUACAUUGACAUCCUCCCCAUAGAGACAGUCCUGCGGAUCUGGGACUGUCUCUUGUACGAGGGUUCGAAGGUGCUCUUCCGUGUUGCUCUGACUCUGAUCCGGCACCACCAGCCUGAGAUCCUCAGAGCCCGCUCACUGCCUGACGUCUGCGAGUGCUUCAAACAGAUCACCCGUGGAGCUUUCACCAUGGACUGCCACACCUUCAUGCAGAAAAUUUUUGCAGAACCUGGAAGUCUGUCCAUGGCAACUAUCAGUAAGCUGAGAGAGACAUGCCGGCAAAGAGUCAUGGAGGAGGAAUCUAGACGACCAUGAGGUUUUGGGUUCGAUAUUUUUUCCACUCCCGUGCUGUGAUGGACUUAUCACUAACAGCUUCCCGUCAUUAUGAGAAAGUGACACUGCAUAAUCAGGUACAGGGAGCUUUCAUACAACCAAAUGACCAUUCUGGUACCUUUGUGGACACUUUCAUGAUUGAUAAGCUAUUAAUACUGUGAACCUGCACAGUAAACUGCGCAUAUCUGAAUAUGGGAAAGUGCUGAAGCUUGUUAAUUUACUCAAAAGUUACCUUUCGGUGUCCUCUAUCUUUUAGGGUCCGCAAUGUCUAUGGUGCUAUGGAUUAGUGCUCCUGUUUCAAGUUUCAUAAGACCUUAAGCCUCACUGUCUCUCAUGUUUGUAGUAUUUGCAAAUUUGGUGUAGUUGUUUUCGGGAUAAGAGGAUUUAUUUUGUUAAAACAGAGAAUGAUGGAUGGAUACUGAAAAUAAAUGUUGUUCUCCAAGAUGUCUAUCAUAGAUCUGA